Colletotrichum higginsianum IMI 349063 is the source of this 1725-nucleotide messenger RNA. RefSeq names its product Histidine acid phosphatase. Gene Ontology annotation, biological process: dephosphorylation. The record is from RefSeq and is a predicted model, not a curated record. NCBI's taxonomy places the organism in Eukaryota, Fungi, Ascomycota, Sordariomycetes, Glomerellales, Glomerellaceae. The transcript is spliced from 2 exons. Bases 1 to 1725 code for a protein of 574 amino acids. Gene Ontology annotation, molecular function: phosphatase activity.
AUGUGCAUCAUCAACCAUCACCCAUCGCCCUGCGCCCUGUUUUCUGAGCUUCCACCUCCCUUCUCCCUCGCGCGCGCUCUGUCCGACCUCGUCUCACGCACAUUCCUCCAUCCCCUCCAUCCCCUCCCUCCCCUCAUCUAUCCGCCCAACCGAAAGUCGCGCCUAAUCUCCGAAGCUAUGACUACCCUUGAACCUCGCCAACCUUACACUGACGAGGAGCUGCGCCAGCUCUACCCUCCACAGCUCAAGCUCCAACUCGUGCAGAUCCUCCUGCGCCACGGUGAACGAACUCCAGUAACCCCUCGUUUUCAGAACACUGGCCUUCCGCCGUACUGGCCUUACUGUCGUGCUGUCCGCCACCUUCGGUCCGCCGUCCUUGACCCUGACACGGGUGAAUACUCGUACCUUGACUGGAAGCGUCGUCUGGAAACAUUCGCCUCCAACGAUGACAGCCCGGUUAUCGCCGCCGGCCCCAAUGCCGAACUUGAUGACAUCUGCGACAUGGGCAUGCUCACCGACCGCGGUCGAGAGACCACCCGUAAUCUUGGACGCCGCUUCCGCGAUCUUUACGUCCAACGCCUCGGCUUCCUCCCCGCCGACCUGACCGAUGCCGAGUCCCUCUACCUCCGCUCCACUCCGGUCCCUCGAGCUCUGGAGUCCCUUCAGCAGGCCCUGUCCGGCCUGUACCCGACGAAGCACCGAGCUCCCGACCUUCCUGCCUUUACUCUCCUCACUCGAGCACCUCAGGACGAGACCCUGUUCCCCAACGAUGGCAACUGCCGCCGCUUCGCUGCCCUCUCGCGCGCCUUUGCCCAGCGCACUGCCGAGCGAUGGAACAACACCCCGGAGAUGGACUAUCUCAACAAGAAGCUCGGCAAGUGGAUGCCGAACGACGCCCGCAUCGCCGUGGAUUCUAAGCCGCGGUUGAGUGGCAUCAUGGACACAAUCAAUGCUACUCGCGCACACGGGCCCCAGACGAAGCUACCCUCCGAGUUCUACGACCCCAAGGCCAUUGCCAUAAUCGAGAAAAUCGGCGUGGAGGAAUGGUACAGCGGGUACGCCGAGAGCCAGGAGUAUCGCACCCUCGGCAUAGGAGGUCUGAUGGGCGAUGUCGUAGCUCGCAUGGUCGGAAGCGUGGAGCACAGUCCGGCGGAUGGCGACUACGAAAUCAAGCAGCCAGAUGCUGCUCCCAAACCCAUCCGAUUUGGAAUGAGCGGCUGUCACGACACAACGCUGGCUGGUGUGCUGGCGAGCUUGGGGGCCUUCGGCCCGGACAAGUGGCCCCCAUUCACGAGCCACAUUGCCAUUGAGAUGUUCCAUGAUGCGAGGAUUUCCGCAGUCGAUACCGCAACCAAGUCACCGGUUGCGUCGGUCCCCAAGGACGGCAGCUGGUUCAGCUCGUGGUUCUCUUUCGGUCCGGCGAGUGCCCCGUCACCGGGCACUGCGCCCCCCGGCAUUGGUCGUAAGACGACUCCCGAUUUGACAGAUGCCGAGAAGAACAAGUUGGAUGGGUACUAUGUGAGGCUGCGGUACAACGACGAGCCCGUGACGAUCCCUGGUUGCAAAGCCCCUGGUAACCACCUUGAGGGUGAUGAGUCUUUUUGCACUCUGACCGCGUUCAAAUCCAUCGUUGACAAGUACACGCCUGUCAGCUGGAGAGACCAGUGCCGCAUGAACGCCAAUGCUCCCACCUUCCCGGCCAAGCCUGAGCCGGCAGGAUACUAA